UUAUGCUGUUGUCAAAUUUCCAAUACAUUCUCAAGUGAAGGCCCAGGAGAAUGCAGUUUGAAAUUGGAUUGGCCAACAAGACAAAAGAUUUGUAUUGCUAUUGCCAGAGGUUUGGCUUUUCUCCAUGAAGAAUCGAGACUGAAAAUUGUUCACAGGGACAUCAAGGCCACUAAUGUGCUGCUUGACAAAAACUUGAAUGCAAAAAUAUCAGACUUUAGAUUGGCUAAGCUUUAUGAAGGGGAAAAUACCCACAUAAAGCACACGAAUAGCUGGGACCUAGAAAAUGUUUUGAAAGAGGAUGGCUAUCUAGUGGAGCUAGUUAAUCCAAGGUUGGGUUCAGAAUUUGACAGGAAGGAGGUAAUGGUGAUGAUCAACGUGGCUCUCCUAUGCACUAAUCCAUCUUCAUCACUGAGGCCCCCCAUGUCUUCAGUGCUAAGCAUGCUUGAAGGCAGAACUGUUGUUCCAGAGUUCGUUUCUGAUCAAAGUGAGGAAGCGAAUAUGAUGUGAAGUUAGAGGCAAUGAGACAGUGUUACCGAGUGAUAUAAGGCAAUCAGACAAAUGAUGAGACUGACACUCACACCAAGAGUCCCUUAGGGACCCCCACUUCAUCUACAUCAGGUAGAGAUCUGAAUUCUUUUCGUCUAGAUUCUUCGUAAUGGGAGAAGAGAAAGUUCGAGACCCCGGGGGGGGGGGGGGAACUCAAUUUAUAUCAUCUGGGAUUGCAGCAUGGUGGAGGGGUCGUUUUGGUUUGUGCUUGGUCUUGAACUCACCUUGUAUCCCCCCUAAAAUAUAAGCAUACAAAAUUAUCAAUGGUAGGAUUCAGACUUAAGAUGAAAGAUGGUUGUGUUCUUAGCAUGUUGGUGAAGGGAAUGAGAUGAAGUUAGAGGCAAUGAAACAGUAUCACACUGGAUAGUUCACCUUACUAGGAUAUGGACCCGUAAUCCUUGUUUUUAUCAUGGGAU
This is a messenger RNA of Prosopis cineraria, 962 nucleotides long. RefSeq names its product probable LRR receptor-like serine/threonine-protein kinase At1g53430. Lineage: Eukaryota; Viridiplantae; Streptophyta; Magnoliopsida; Fabales; Fabaceae. The record is from RefSeq and is a predicted model, not a curated record. The annotation marks the transcript as partial. Gene Ontology annotation, molecular function: protein kinase activity; ATP binding. The transcript is spliced from 2 exons. Gene Ontology annotation, biological process: protein phosphorylation.